AUGGCGGAGCCGGCCCUCCUCGACCCCUCCUCCCACUUCGACCUCCGCCACUACCCGGCCGGCCUCUUCGACCCGGACCUGCACCUCGCGGACGACGACGACGACCUGCCGCUCGGGAAUUUCGGCCUCGGCGCCGGCGGCGUUGGCGACUGCGACGACCUCGACUUCGACCUGCCCGCGGAUUUCUCCGUCGAGGACUUCCUCCUCCGCUCCCCCGAGCGGAGCGACUCCGCCGCCGGAUCCGGCCCCACCGCCUCCUCGUCCUCCCCCUCCCCCGCCGCCUCCGGAACCGGCUCCGCCGUCGCCGACGCCAGCUGCGAGGUCAAGCACGAGGAGUCGGACGAGGGGAGGAGCGCCGCCGCCCCUAACUGGGGCCUGAAGCGGAAGCCGGCGAGCCCCGCCCCCAGCUCGGAGGCGGCCAAGUGCCGCCGAUCCGGGGACGGCGAGGUUUCCCCUUCCGCGUCGGCCUCGCGGGCCGCCGUGGACUCCGACGAGGGGGGCGCCGUCGGCGAGGGGGAGGACACCAGGCGGGCGGCGCGGCUGAUACGGAACCGCGAGAGCGCGCAGCUGUCCCGGCAGAGGAAGAAGCGCUACGUCGAGGAGCUGGAGGAGAAGGUCAAGUCAAUGAACUCGGUCAUAAACGACCUCAAUUCCAAGAUCUCCUUCAUCGUGGCCGAGAAUGCAACACUGCGGCAGCAACUCGGCAGCGGCGGCGGGAAUUGCCCACCUCCUGGGAUGUAUCCACCGGGAGCAAUGCCCGGCAUGCAUUUCCCUUGGGUGCCCGGGUAUGCCAUGCGGCCUCAUGGUUCCCAUGUCCCUCUUGUACCAAUUCCUCGGCUAAAGCCGCAGCAGCAGGUGACCGCAACCAAGGCCACAAAGAAACCAGAGAACAAGAAGGCCGUGGACAGCAAGAGUAAAUCCAAGACCAAGACCAAGAAGGUGGCAAGUGUUAGCCUUCUCGGUUUGAUGCUUGUUAUGCUCGUAUUUGGCGCUUUUGUUCCAGGGUUCAAUCACAACUUUGGAUUGAGUGGGGGAAGUGACAAUGCAAUGUUUAGGAAUUUUGGUCAGCCUCAUGAUAGGGUAGUGAAUGUCAAUAACCAUGGUCAAGCACCUAAAGGGGGUUUGAACAAUAGUGACAUGACUGGUGUUGAUUCUGGAAUGAUGAUUGGGACUGAUGGCAGUGCUGACCAGAAGCAUCAACCUCCACUUAACUCAAGUGAGACCUUGCCUGCUUUGUUGUAUGUGCCAAGGAAUGGAAAGCAUGUCAAGAUCAAUGGCAAUCUGAUUAUUCAUUCUGUGCUUGCAAGCGAGAAAGCGGUAGCACAUGGGACUUCACAACACAACCGUGACCAGUCAGGUAUAGAUCACAAAGAGACUAGUACAGCCAUAGCUCGUCAUCUAUCACUGCCUGGAAACAAUAUGAAUCCACAAGAGAAAUCCCCAGUAGAUGGACCAUUGCCGCAGUGGUUCCGUGAAGGAAUGGCAGGGCCUAUCCUAAAUUCUGGAAUGUGCAGCGAGGUAUUUCAGUUUGACGUUUCCGCUGCCACCAAUUCCGGUGGCAUAAUACCUGCUUCUCCAGCUGUCAACUCCUCAAGUGUUAAUGCUACUCGAAAGGUUCCAACACCAGCUCCUGCGUAUUACGGCAAGCUGAAGAAUAGGAGGAUCAUGUACAAUGAGGCGAUUCCACUCACUGGGAAAACGGCGAACAACACAGGGCCUUUUAACAGAACUUCUGAAAGCAGCAAGUUACCUGAUAAGAAGCCAGCAUCGUCGGUAGUUGUUUCUGUGCUAGCUGAUCCCAGGGAGGCCGGUGACGGCGACAGCGAUCCAAGGAUGACUCCCAAGUCCAUCUCCAGGAUAUUUGUUGUUGUUCUCCUUGACGGUGUUAGAUAUGUCACAUACUCCUGCACCCUUCCUUUCAAGAGUGCCAGCCCUCAUCUUGUAAACUAA
Messenger RNA from Triticum turgidum subsp. durum (durum wheat), 1950 nucleotides. Lineage: Eukaryota; Viridiplantae; Streptophyta; Magnoliopsida; Poales; Poaceae. The record is from the annotation of a GenBank genome assembly.